Molecule: messenger RNA, 369 nt
Organism: Pyricularia pennisetigena
Lineage: Eukaryota; Fungi; Ascomycota; Sordariomycetes; Magnaporthales; Pyriculariaceae
Exons: 3
Coding region: 1-369 (122 amino acids)
Source: RefSeq, a predicted model, not a curated record
AUGGCCACCGACUCGGUUGGUGUGCUUUGGCGGGAUGGUCGGGUAGGGGACGGAGUGUGCCUACAGCAGCGGGCAAAGCGGGCUAGGGAAAAUACAGCUUGUCAAUGGAUGGAUCCCUUCCACUCCUUUGGGGAUUACACCUUUGAUUCGUACAAGCUUCCCUCACCAAUUAACGACAACGUCACAACGUCAUAUGGCUCAGCGCUAGAGCUGCCGGAGUCUGCAAGCGGCAAGGCUACGCGAUACUUCGAGCGCAGCAUACUGAAGAGACCCCAGAGCAACGAGGCCGCAAAAGGCUACUGUAGGACGAGGACCGCGAUAAGAUCGACGCUCUCCUUUUCGAUGAGGGUUUUGCGGGACGGGAAAUAA